AUGCCUUCGCGCUCUCGCCCAGGUCCUCCCGAGGUAGAGGAAGACUCGGGGCUUCGCAGUCUGUCCUUCAACCAGCCGCUCUCAUGGCGCGUGGGGCGCUCCGCGAUCCCCAUCGCAGAUCUCCUCGAACGUCUCCAGACUCUCGCGCAGGAACUCCGCAAACUCGACCAGGAGGAAAUUGAUAAGGAAUCGCUACGGAAGGUGUCUCAGGAACUCGCCAGUGGGAACUUACUGGCCCACAAGGAUAAGGGUGUCAGAGCAUGGGCUACGUGCUGCAUCGUUGAUGUGUUGCGACUAUGCGCCCCAGACGCGCCAUUUACGCGCAAUCAACUGAAGGAUAUAUUCACAUGUAUCGUAUCCUCGAUUAUCCCCGCUUUGGCUGACCCGUCCAACGCCUACAAUGCCCAGCAUAUCUACGUCCUGGGAUCUCUUGCUGAGGUGAAGAGUGUGGUUUUGAUGGUCGAUCUCGAUCACCCUGACUCCCUCAUUGUCCCGCUGUUCACGGGCUGCUUCGACAUUGUUUCGGGUUCUUCGAAGGCAUCCACCGGUGAGGAGGUGGCUAAGAAUGUCGAGUUUGAUAUGACCCGGGUACUCGUCACCGUGAUCGAUGAAUCGCUCGUCCUCGCCCCCGAGGUGGUGGACAUUAUUGUCGCCCAAUUCCUCCGAGUCGACCCGCGAGUGUUGGACAACCCAAACAAGAAGGGAAAGCGACCAGAUGCACCGCUUGACGCCAAGCAGGAUACUCUCCUGCUGAAGGACUACCCGGCCGCAUAUAAUAUGGCCAAGGCUAUUUGUCAGGCCUGCCCGGAACGAAUGACCAGUCACAUCAGCCAGUACUUCAACAACGUCAUCAUCGAUGCGUCCGUGCCAGCUGGCCAAACAAAUGGCUCUAAGCAUACCCGGAAACCCAAUCUCGACGAUUCCGAUGAGGAGGGAGAGGACAUUAAGGAAUUGAGCAAGGCGCACCGUCUGAUCCGGGAGCUUUGGCGUGCUUGUCCAGAGGUCCUGCAGAAUGUGAUUCCGCAGAUUGAAGCAGAACUCUCUGCAGAAUCGGUGGCCCUACGUUUAUUGGCAACCCAGACAAUCGGAGACCUCGCAGCCGGAAUCGGUGUUGCAGGCCCCCCACCCCCUCCUCCCAUGGACCCGACAACUUACCCGCCAGUGUCACUAGUGGAUUAUGACAAGACUAUUCCCCAGCCCAAUGUUUUGCUGACUCCCGUAUCCCCCAAGCCUUUCUCUCAAGUCCACAAUUCGGCCUAUGAAGCCUUCUUGAGCCGUCGUCUUGACAAGACACCCUCAGUCCGUGCUGCCUGGGUCACAGUUGUGGGGCGAAUCCUUCUAACUUCAGCCGGAGGUUCUGGCCUACACGAAAGCGAAGAACACAGUCUUGUUAGAAAUCUAGCCUCGAUGCUCCGCGACGUUGAUGAGAAGGUUCGUGUAGCUGCAGUGGAUACUGUUGGGCAAUUUGGGCUUUCCCAAAUCGUCCACAAGCUAAGUGUGGAUGGUGGUUGUUCAUCACCAGACUCGGUUCUUGCUAUUCUUGCCGAGCGAGUGAAGGAUCGCAAGCCGCAUGUGCGUGAACAUGCCAUGAAGAUCUUGGCUCGCAUGUGGGCAGUGGCUGCUGGUGACAUCGAGGAAAAUACGGAGCCAGUCGUGUCUCUUCUCAAAGAUGCACCAUCCAAGAUAUUUGAUGCAUUUUACACCAAUGAUCAAGAAAUCCAUAUUCUGAUCGACCGCGUCUUGUUUGAGACGCUUCUACCGCUUCCUUAUCCCCCUAUCAAAGCAAAACUUUCUCGAGGCAGCUCGAACCAAUCACAGAAGCAGAAGGAUAGCCAGGCAUCUGAACCCGAGCAAGAGACGGAUGUUGACAAGAUUCGCGUUCGCCGAAUUCUUACCCUGCUCCGAGGGUUGGAUGAAAAGGCGAGGCGAGUCUUUUUCGUUAUGUUAGCCCGUCAAUUGUCGAUGAGAUCGGCAGUGACACUUUACCUAGAGGCCUGUGAGAAGUACAAUGGUGGUGUUGUCGACAAGGACGAGGAACAGAUUAAAACACAAUUGUCCAAGAUCAUUGAGUCAUUAUCGAAAACCUUCCCAGAUGCCUCGCGCGCAUCGACAGACUUGUGGAAAUUCGCCAAGGUGCAUGAUCGACGAAGCUAUCAGCUGGUUCGCUUCACCAUGGCUGCUGUGAGUGAUUAUCGCACUGUUGUCAAGGCCACGAAGGAACUCCAGCGGCGAGUCCAGAGUGCAAACAACUCUCUCCUGCUGGAAACGUUAACUCCUCUCGUGUAUCGCUGUGGGUCUUUGAUCUUCAACCGGAGCCACAUCCCGGCGAUCAUGAGUUUGUCCCGAACAGAUGAGAACGGAUUGGCCAAUGCUGCACAAGAGAUGUUGAAGCAAAUAUCAUCUCAAAAUCCGGAAGUCCUAGAGGCACAGGUCCAAGAAAUGUGCAAAGACCUCGAGGCUCAAGCCCCCAAGGCUUCCUCGGCUGGUGAUGGUAGUGCUGAAGAUAUUUUGAAGGCUUGUGCUGGUUUCGCUAAAAAGCUUCCCGCUAAACUUCCCAAAGAGCGCAAGUUCCUCCAGGCUCUGGCCAACUAUGCCCUUUACAGUUCAUCACCGCAUUCUGCAAAACAUGCUGUCUCAAUUCUGAUGGCUACUGCUGACCGAAGAGAGAUGUAUGCGAAAGAUUUGGUGCACAAGUGCGUUGAGAAGUGGACGUACGGAUCUGAUCGAUUCCUCACUCGCCUGGCUGCUCUGUCGCAGCUGAACCUCCUUGCACCGAGAGAAGCAGACGAAGAAAGUGAUGCUAUCAUUUCGAUUGCCAUCAACCAAAUCCUGCUCACCAAUCGCACACCCGAACCUGACUCUGAAUACAACUGGUCAGAGACCGUUGAUGAUGAGACCAAGGCUAAAGAAUGGGCAUUGAAAAUCAUUGUCAACCGCCUUCGGGCUAAGGACGGAGCAGAUAAUGAAGCUGACUUCCGUGCCCACGCAAAGCCUGUUUACGAAACAUUGAAUAAAUUAGUAGUCGGUGAAGGCGAGAUCUCUAAGAAGAAAGAUACCCCUGCAGGCCAAAAAUCGCGCCUUCGCCUUCUCGCUGCCAAGUCCUUACUCAAGCUGUGUGCUUCCAGCACUGUCUGCGACGGUCUGCUGACGCCGUCCGAUUUCAACGCAGUGGCUUUGGUUGCCCAAGAUCCGCUCUUGCAGGUACGAAGCGGAUUCAUCAACCACCUGAAGAAGAAACUCGUGCAAAAGUCACAUCUGAGCCAUCGAUGGUACAUUGUCCCCUGUUUGCUUGCUUUCGAACCCGUGCAUAGUCUGAAAGAGAGCACGCUUACAUGGCUGCGGUCCCGAGCGGCAUUUUUCGCUCAACAGGCGCAAGCCAGUGGGAAACGAACGGAGCAGACCAUUUUUAUGGAAUUGAUCUUUUCGCGUCUCCUGUCUUUGCUUGCCUACCACCCUGAUUACCCGUCCGAGGACCUGGACGAGGCAACAAAACUCGGUGACCUGACCGACUUCUCUCAAUACAUCCUUUUCUACCUCUCCGCAGUUGCCAAUGAACACAACAUGUCAUUAAUUUUCCACGUCGGACAGCGCGUCAAGCAAUUCCGCGAUGGCAUCACCAAAUCAGAUGAGAUCUCCACCCGCCUCCAUACUCUAUCUGAUCUGGCCCAAGCAACUAUUCGCCGCUUCGCAGAUGUCUACUCCCAACAACACAAGUUUGGCGGUGCGGCCGGCGCAACCAACAUCUUGCAAACCUACCCUGGAAAGAUGGGCGUCCCCAGCUCCCUCUUCACCUCCAUGAGCAGUCACCGCGAAGCCCAAGAUGUCGCCGACAAGAACUUCCUUCCAGAUGAGUUGGAUGAUUUGUUAGAUCGUGUCGUCCGAAUCGCAAUGAAGCCCAGAAGUAACUCCACCCACGCUUCGCAGGGUGGAUCAAGCAAGAAGCGAAAACCCUCUCUUGAUGCGAACGGUAAAACCUCCGUGGCCAAAAAGGCACGCAAGGAAAAGUCUUCUCGUCCCGCCCGCAAGUCCACAUCAUCAAUCAGUGCAGCAGCCAAGCCGAAACGGAAAUCAAAGAACGACGACGGCUGGUCUUCCGACGGAGGCGCUGCAGCCACCACGCCUGCUUCAUCUCGCAGACGCAGCGUCCGAGGCACCGCGAAGCCGGAAGUCAGUUAUAUCGACAAUGAUAGCGACGAUGCCGACAUGGAGAUGGCAGAGUGGGAUGAACCUAAAGAAAAGGACGACGGCGAAGAUGACGCGGAGGAAAGCGAGAACGAAGAAAUUCAAGCAACAGAUGACGAUGAAGAACUCUCUGAGAUUGAUGAGCCCGAGGUCAGUGAGAAGGAACCCACGCCGCCUCCUGCAAAGAAGCGAGGCGGAAGAGCCGCUGCUACAAAGAGCGAUGUCAAGAAGCCAGAGGCAAAGAAGCCCGAGGCAAGCUUGCCUUCGCGACGCUCUUCCCGUCGUGGAUAG
This is a messenger RNA of Penicillium expansum, 4473 nucleotides long. RefSeq names its product sister chromatid cohesion factor PDS5. Gene Ontology annotation, cellular component: nucleus; chromatin. Gene Ontology annotation, biological process: mitotic sister chromatid cohesion; DNA repair. The coding region runs from base 1 to 4473 and encodes 1490 amino acids. The record is from RefSeq and is a predicted model, not a curated record. Lineage: Eukaryota; Fungi; Ascomycota; Eurotiomycetes; Eurotiales; Aspergillaceae. The transcript has 2 exons.